CCCAGCUUCUUCCCUUCCCCUCCCCUUCCCCUCCCCGCUCCUCGCUUGCUCUGCCCGGUGCGUGCGGUCCCGCUCCCCGCGGGCUGCGGCGGGCGGGCGGGGAGGGGGGGGGGGACACAUACGGAACGGGCUAAACCACCGCUCCUUUCUUUUCUUUUCCGUUCCAUUCCGUGCCCAGCCGUGGCCCCCCCCCCCUCCCCUUUCCCUUUUUGCCCUCGCCAUGCCCAGAGCUUUUCUGGUAAAGCGUCGGAGCCCGCAGCCGGCGGUGCGCAGCUGGGAUGGGUUGCCCGACGAGGAGAGAGCCGACACCUACAUCCCAGGUGGGAUCGGCUGCGUGCUGCUGGGCUGCGAGGACAGCUGUAGCCUGGAGAGCAGCGGGAGCAGCGGGACCAGGGAUGCGGAACCCAGCGAUCCCCCGACACCCCAACCCGCUCCCGGAGAGAUGGGCACGGCCGGGGGGAUGCUGCUGGACCUGGCCGUCAAGCGUCCCACGGUCAGGUCGAAAAUCAAGUUCACCACCGGCACCUGUAACGACGCUACGGUGCAUAGCUGCGAGCUGUGUGGCAAAGGCUUUCGCUUGCAGCGGAUGCUCAACCGUCACAUCAAGUGUCACAGCCAGGUGAAGAGACACUUGUGCACCUUCUGUGGAAAAGGCUUCAACGACACCUUUGAUUUGAAAAGACAUGUCCGGACCCAUACCGGAAUUCGUCCUUACAAAUGUGAGGUUUGCAACAAAGCCUUCACCCAGCGCUGCUCCCUGGAGUCCCACCUUAAGAAGAUUCAUGGUGUGCAGCAGCAAUACGCCUACAAACAGAGGCGAGAUAAACUUUACGUGUGCGAAGACUGCGGCUACACAGGCCCCACGCAGGAGGACCUGUACCUGCACGUUAGUAAUGUUCACCCCGGAAGCGCUUUCCUGAAAAAAACCUCAAAAAAACUUGCAGCGGUUUUGCAAAACAAACUGAGCCCUGUUCUGCAGAGGAACUCCAAAGAUGACGACAAAGAUGAGUAACACGGUGGAUUACAGUGGUCUAAAGGAAUGAAGUUUACAUGUAGGACUAUAUAUAUAUUAUUUUUUUAAAACCAAUUUUGACAGAAAUCCCUGAAAUGAAAGGGACGCUUUUGUUAAUGGGACUCUCUUGAUUUUGGUAGAACCUCAACUUGAAACAAAUAUUCCCAUAUACGAUGCAAACAUCAGGCAUUUUUAUCUGGCCCAAAAAAUGGAAAGCUUGGAAGAGGCUGUCACCUCUUGGAUGGAAUGUUUACUGAACUGACAUUCAGGCAACCCGUUUUCUGUUUCAGCUCUACCACACGUCCGAGUGGCCACUGACAAAUAAGUUCACCUUUCCCCAGUGUAUUUUGUAAAGAUAAUAACCAUUGCCUCCUGUACAAACUACUUUUGAGAGGUUUGGGUGAAAAGUGCCGUGUAAGAGCAGCUACUAGUACGUUGUUCUAUGCAAAAUGAAUUAAAAUGGUCUUAAGAACAGGACUACAUUGUAUCAGUAAAUAAGUUAAAAUGCACAGAUGAGCUUUAACUCUGCCCCCUGUGCAGUACACUCACAAUUUAUGGAAGCGUGAUCCAAGGUGAGCUGAAACUUUUUUUAAAGGAUGCAGAACUUUUUCCUCCCAAACUUUCUCUACUAGCAAAUGACAUUCCAGGGCAGACUUAAAGUCGUGUUUUAGGUACUUCAAACUGUGAACUUACUUUUAUCAUGUUUAGAUUUAAGCGUAACCUUAACUCUGAUGUUCCUGGACUUGUCACGCUCACUUUGGGGAUUAUUACCACAGCCUUCUAACAUACAUCAAUAUCAACCCAGAAACCCAAAGAAAACACUUCAGUGACUUGAAGCUAUGUAUUUUCUGUCAUGAUGAAAUGCUAUUUUGUGUGUAUUUUAAGGGGGGGGCGUGUGUGUGUGCAUGUGUGUGUGUGCUUGGAGAUUUUUUUUUUCUUUUUAACCAUCAAGUGCCUGCUCGCUAAUACAACGGAGCAGUGCAAGGCAGUGAAAAGGGAGACUUUGUCUGUCGCUGCCUCAUGAGAUCAGUGCAAAACUGUAGGCACAAAUCUGGCCUCUCAUCUGUAACCAGUCAGUUUAGAAGGCUCCUAGUGAGACUGAUGGUACAAGGAGGUAGCGAUGAUGAUGAGGGACUGGUACUACAUCUCUGCUUUCAGACUUCCCCUAUAGUCCUGCUCCAGCUCCUGUUGACCCAGGACAACCAAGAGGGUAGCCUACAGGGACUAGUGAGGGUGAAUUUAGGGAUUUAAAAAAACAGAGGAGAGGGAUGCCCACAUAACUCAUGUUGCUGAAACCACCUGACACUUUAAGGCUCUUCAGAAGCCGCUGCAGCCUUUACUGGGCACUUGGGUGUCUGUAUUAGGAGCGACAGGGUGGGGUGGUAACUUCCUCAGCAACCACAAAGUGCUCUGGUCCAAGCGCAUGUUAUUCUGUCUCUUAAUGGACACAGCUGCCAAACAGGUUUUACAUCAAUUAAAAUGCAUAACAAUUAAUGGAUUUCAUUUGUAAAUUCCAAAAAUUCAUUCCGUGCUCAAAAUUACAUUCGGGGAGGAUGUGCUGUAUUCUAUGUACAUUGAAACAACAGCUGAAAAGUAACCCACCUAAAAGACAGAGUCAUAGCCAGGACCUUCAUAGUCAUUACUACUAAAAUGAGAUUCUGAGCAUCUCUGCAAGAAUUGUAAAAAUCUUCUCAAUUUGCCUCAGUUUUGUACAGGCAUCUGCUUGGGUUUUUGUGGGGAAAAGCUUCUAGGGGUUUUAAAUCAUUUCUAAUGAUAUUAAUACUUUAUUCAGCACAACUGUUGGUGCUUGGGACCUUGAAAACAAGGAUAAUAAAGCGAUGCUACUGUGUAAAG
Molecule: messenger RNA, 2866 nt
Organism: Harpia harpyja (harpy eagle)
Lineage: Eukaryota; Metazoa; Chordata; Aves; Accipitriformes; Accipitridae
Gene: OVOL2
Product: ovo like zinc finger 2
Exons: 4
Coding region: 221-1012 (263 amino acids)
Biological process (GO): regulation of transcription by RNA polymerase II; epidermal cell differentiation
Cellular component (GO): nucleus
Molecular function (GO): RNA polymerase II cis-regulatory region sequence-specific DNA binding; DNA-binding transcription factor activity, RNA polymerase II-specific
Source: RefSeq, a predicted model, not a curated record